Penicillium roqueforti is the source of this 1560-nucleotide messenger RNA. RefSeq lists its product as uncharacterized. The coding region runs from base 1 to 1560 and encodes 519 amino acids. The record is from RefSeq and is a predicted model, not a curated record. The transcript is spliced from 5 exons. Gene Ontology annotation, molecular function: potassium ion transmembrane transporter activity. Gene Ontology annotation, biological process: potassium ion transmembrane transport. Gene Ontology annotation, cellular component: membrane. NCBI's taxonomy places the organism in Eukaryota, Fungi, Ascomycota, Eurotiomycetes, Eurotiales, Aspergillaceae.
AUGAAUAUCACCCACAGUGAUCCGAGGGAGACUUCGUUGGUCCAGAUGAAACGGUACCUGUCCGGUGACCUGGAGCGCGUGGGUCAGAAGGUGCGCCAACGCUUGGAGUCCAGUCGGUUGGCGCGAGGGCUGCUGAAAGUGAUCGGUGUGUUGGCCGUCACUAUGGUGCUAGCUGAUGGCCUGCUCACACCAGCCCAGUCCGUUCUCGGAGCCGUUCAAGGCAUUGAGGUUGUGCAGCCGAGCAUAUCCAAAGACGGAUGGAGGAUGCUAGGUGGUACUUUGCUUGCCUUCACUGGUGUGGAAGCCCUCUUUGCGGACCUGGGCGCUUUCAGCCGAAGCGCGAUCCAGAUCAGCUGGCUGUGCUACACGUUUCCGUGCCUAUUGUUAGCAUAUAUCGGUCAGGCAGCGUAUAUCAGCGCUAUUAUUACCGCAACCUUCCAGCUUCUUGCACAAGUGAUGAAACUCUCCUAUUUCCCUCAGAUCAAAGUCAUCCAUACUUCUCAGAUCUUCCACGGGCAGCUUUUCAUUCCGAUCGCGAAUUGGCUGCUAAUGAUCGGAACCAUCUUGAUCGCAUCGAUCUAUAACAACACGACGUCCUUGGGUAAUGCGUACGGCGUAUGCGUUAUGUUUGUGACAUUUUUCGACACCUGCAUGGUUUCUCUGGCUGCAAUGUUCGUAUGGCGGAUCAGCCCGUACAUUGUCCUCCUCCCGUGGCUCACCGUGGCCUGCCUGGACGGUACAUAUCUCUCUUCUGCGCUGACCAAGGUGCCUGACGGUGCCUGGUUCACGAUCGCGCUCGCUGCAAUCCUCGCCAUGCUGUUUCUUUUGUGGCGAUACGGCAAAGAACAGCAAUGGUUCGCCGAAGCCGAGGACCGCGUCCCCACUGCACAUUUCAUCGUAUCCGGUUCAGAUGGUCAAAUGUUCCUGUCCAAACGAUACGACGACCUUCCAGUCAGCAUCACCCCUGGUCUUGGGAUCUUCUUCGACAAAGCGGGCGAGACGACCCCGAUUGUGUUCAGCCAGUUUGUGCUUAAGCUCACCUCUUUACCUGAGGUGGUUGUAUUCUUCCAUCUCCGCCCACUCGAGCAACCUUCAAUCGCCCCUGAGAAUCGAUUUACCGUGUCGCGUUUGGCCAUUCCAAAUUGUUACCGGCUGAUUGUUCGAUACGGAUAUAAUGACGAGAUCAUCACACCCGACUUGGCGAGCGUAAUAGUCCACCAGGUCCGGGAAUAUCUAACGUCGAGCAGUGCCAGCAUGCCCUUAGAUGGGGAGGAUGAGGGAAAGGAUUCUGUGACUCCUGGCAACUCCACGACGGAAGGCAGUAGAGACGCCCGCGCUUUCCUCGGUUCUGAAAUUACCAUUCUGGAAGCGGCAUAUUCCCACAAAGUGCUCUAUAUUGUAGGAAAGGAGCAGAUGAAAAUCAAGCCCAACACAGCACGCAUCCGAAGAGCCUUGCUACUUGCGUUUCUGUGGAUCCGGGAUAACACGAGAAACAAGAUGGCCAACCUCCGGCUGCCAAUAGACAAACUGAUUGAAGUCGGAUUCCUCAAAGAGAUAUAA